AUGUCUGCGAGCUCUCUGGUCAGCGAUGAGAAGCCGGACGGCGGAAGCAAAGUCGAAGAAUCCCAGCGCGACACAUUUCUCGCGGAGCGCCGAGUGGCGGCUUCGAGAUUGCUCAGGGAAUUCCCUGAUUACGUCCCGACAAUGCUGUGGCUGGGCGGCCGCAUGCGCGCGGAGGGGCGGCUGCUGGUGGCGCGCGCACUGUGCGUGGGACACGUGACGCUGCUGCUGCGCCCGCUACUGCGCUUGGGGCCCCUCGCCGCCGCCCCUCUCUUCCUCUGGGCGCGCGGCCGGCCGCUGCCCCCACUCGCCUCCUUCCGAUUUCUCUACGAGGUAUCCGUCGCCGCCGGAGCCCGACGAGCAGGUCUUGAGCCACGCGCAUACGGACUU
Messenger RNA from Gryllus bimaculatus (two-spotted cricket), 387 nucleotides. Lineage: Eukaryota; Metazoa; Arthropoda; Insecta; Orthoptera; Gryllidae. The record is from the annotation of a GenBank genome assembly.